AUGUACUUGACUACUUGCAUCGUCGUUCUAAUUCUCCAGAUAUUCUCUUUUAGUUUCGCGAUCAUAGACCCUGUGACUGGCAUCGAAAGGGAACGAAUAGUAUGUCCUUCCAAAACAAUGGUUUAUGGUCCCGGGAUAAACCCCAGUUUCACGGUGCCUGCGAGAUUUUUUUUCAUCCAGGCAGUUGAUACAGAAGGUCAAAAUUUCACGUAUUCUCCGGGUCCAAAUGCAUUUGUUGUGUCUAUUCAGCCAAAACAUAAAAGAGGACGACUUUGGACACAAUUACUUGAUCGAAACGAUGGUUCUUUUAUUGUUCGUUACCGUCUAUAUGACAGCUAUGACGAUAUAGAAAUUGACAUUAAAAGUGGUAGAAAAGAUGUUGCACAGUCUCCUUACUUACUUACAGGUCACAUAUACCAUGAAGACUGUUACUGUCCAACAGAAGAUGAAAGUGAUUGGUUGGAUGAUAUGCAGUGUGGUGAUGAGCUUCAUCCCCAGAUCAAAGAAGAUCUUAAAAUAUUUUCUCAAGUUGAUCUAGACAGACUAGCCAGUGAAGCACCUGACAGAUUCAAUCGUCACAGUUUAUGCCACUACUCAGUUAUUGAUAACAAGAUUUAUAGAAAAACGCAUGGUGAACAUGUUGGCUUUAAAAUGUUCAUGGACGCCCUGUUAUUGUCAAUGACAAGAAAGGUGAAACUACCAGAUAUAGAAUUGUUCGUCAAUCUUGGAGAUUGGCCACUAGAGAAGAGAGCAGCAAACAAUGAUCCUCUGCCUAUAUUCUCUUGGUGUGGUUCAACUAAUAGUAGAGAUAUCGUUAUGCCAACUUAUGAUUUGAUGGAGUCUACCUUACAGACUAUGGGAAGGUAA
Messenger RNA from Saccoglossus kowalevskii, 867 nucleotides. Its product is annotated as protein O-glucosyltransferase 2-like. Gene Ontology annotation, cellular component: endomembrane system. The record is from RefSeq and is a predicted model, not a curated record. Lineage: Eukaryota; Metazoa; Hemichordata; Enteropneusta; Harrimaniidae. Gene Ontology annotation, molecular function: protein binding; glucosyltransferase activity.